AGUACCCAAUAGGGCUAAUUCGUUUUACUUUUUCUAUGUUUCAUCCAUUUCUUGUACUUUGAUGCAUCUAGAUGGCGGCAGAGCCCGAUAUUUGCUCCUCAGGUCAUGGCUCCUAGAUUUUUCAUAUACUGGUCACUGCUUCCAGCAGCACGCAAACUAUAAAGAAGACUCUUUAAAAAAUGUUCACUCACAGAACCUUCGCUUGCACGAUCACGGCCUCCACUGUGCACUGGUUCGAAAACCUAUCCUCAACGAACACCACCGCAUCGCCGUAGACUGA
This is a messenger RNA of Periconia digitata, 280 nucleotides long. The record is from the annotation of a GenBank genome assembly. Lineage: Eukaryota; Fungi; Ascomycota; Dothideomycetes; Pleosporales; Periconiaceae.